UUGACACCAAUCAUUUCUAUUUGAUUUAAAUAGUAGGGUUUGCUUAAUUAUGUCUACUAAAUUGCCUGCUUAUUUACAUGCUAAAUCCUUCAUUUAAAAAAAAAAUCUUUUACUAUAUAUUUGUUAUUGUUUUCUAGUAAUUUAAUGGUUUAUAUUGACCUGAUUGUGAUUUAUUCUGUAAUUGAGUUUUUGGUCUGAAUGUGAAACACACUUCUUUCAACAUGAGAAGAAUUCUUUGUGUUAUCUUGGGCUUAGGUACUAUCAGCCUGGCUAUUUCAACUCACGCCCCUGUUCAGUAUGUGCCACUGGGCAGCAAAGUUACGAUACCUUGUGAUGGUUAUGGUGAACGCAGGACUGGCAAGUGGUUACACAGAAAUGAUGACAAUGAGUUUACGAUUAUUAUUCAUGAAAUGUCGGGCUACAUUUUCCGAAGCAAACAUCUGUCAACCGGGAAAAAGAUUAUCAAGAACUUUGCUUUAGAAAUCAGUCCUUUCACUGAGCUGGACAAGGGGACAUAUGUUUGCCAAAUGUGCAAAUCAAAGAAAUGCACUUACAGCAAACCAAUAACCUUAUUACCUCAGUUUGACAUAUCUUCUACAACAUUAAGCACACUGUUUGUUAAAGAAGAUGAUCGAUUCAGUUAUAGCUGUCGCUACAAUUUAACAUGGAAAGCGGACUGGAGAUUUAAAGCACUUGGAGAAAAUACUGCCAUUUCUGUAAACCGUGAAUUUACUAAUAAAAAUGCAUUGUUUAUUCCGGAUGUUCAGCCAACUAAUGCUGGCAAGUACAGCUACUGGGGUGAGACAUCAACUGGACAACAGCAGAGAGUCUGUUCUGUGACUCUGUGUGUACUUUCAGUUAAUGCUGAAAAGCUGACUUAUUCGCCACAGAACUGUACCCUGUACUGUGAUGCGGAUAUGGAUACAGAUGAAGGAGGCUUGGUUGUUGUAGGAAAAGAUAAGUGGAAUAUCUCAGUUGCUGGUAGACUGAAUAAGCCAAAGAGCUCUUUGAGUUGCAGGCUGCUAAACAGUGAUGGGGGGGGACAUACCUUUGGCCUUCAGGAUGCCACUUCUACUACUCAGUCAUAUGCCAUUUCAUCCAUAACUGCAGACAACAGAAGCCAUUUCCUAGUAGCUGCAUUAAUAACCACAUCUACAGCUUUUCUUUUCAUUGUGAUGAUAGCUCUUUUUAUACUUCUGCGUGUUUUACGACAGAGGGCAGACAAAAACUCUAGUAGAAGUGCAAAUGGACAUUUAGAGGGGGAAAUCGAGUCUCAGGUGAUUUAUUCUACUCUUCAAAUUGCGAGAUAUAAACAAGAGAAUGUCAUUACAUCUGACACCGAGUGUGUGUACAGUCAGAUUAUGGUUUCUAAUAGUAUUUGAUUGUUGUGUUCUUGGCCUGAAUUAAUAAUGUUUAUUGCAAUACAAAUUAAUCUUUAGCACUACUGUGAUGUCAAUUGUUUAUCAGAUUAUCAAGUUGAAGAUGUUCAUCUGCUGAAGAUAUAUCUGUAACAUGCUGUGUCCUUGGUUGUUUAAAACAUAUGUCUUUUUCAAUAUUUUCUUGAACUUGUACUAAGUAUAUUCUGUGUACUUAUUUUCAGAAAUG
This is a messenger RNA of Hemibagrus wyckioides, 1605 nucleotides long. RefSeq lists its product as uncharacterized. The transcript is spliced from 7 exons. Lineage: Eukaryota; Metazoa; Chordata; Actinopteri; Siluriformes; Bagridae. Bases 222 to 1382 code for a protein of 386 amino acids. The record is from RefSeq and is a predicted model, not a curated record.